GCCGCCUCCAUAAUCAUUUCGCGUCAACCACUCAACUUUGCCCGUGCCUUGACCAACGCGCCCCCCGUCAAAUCCCCCAAAACUGCCGGCACGGACUCGACGGAUCCGAGAAUUGGGAUUCCAAACAAUAGAACGCGGCAGGAAUUUCUUUUAAAGAAAAAAAAAGGGGACAAGGAUUGGGGCCGAACCGCAAACCGAAAUCUGCUGGGCAGCCCUUAGGGGCGAGACACAUGGGCGGCACCCGACAACCAAAAAUCACCCUGCGAUUGAGAAACUCCUCUGCCGACCGGGACGAAGACACUAUGGCGCCGCCCUCGAGCGCCCGGACGACGCGGUCUCGCGCGAGUCCGGCAGCCAACGUGGCCGCCGACGCGAAGUCGAGCGGAGUGCAGAAGAAAUCCUUCAUGGAGCGGUGGUUGGAGCCGCAGGUGCAGAGCAAGGCCAGCUUUCAAGAGGCAGGACUGAUACGGCAGGGCGUGCUGGAGAACAUGGCUCCGCUGGGGACGCUGCCAAAGCCCGCCGUCACGCGAGCGGCUGCGGCCGAGGGGAAGGGUCAGGAGCAGCAGCAGCCGCCGCAGCCGCAGCAACCGACUCCCACGUCGGGUCGGAGGAUAACUAUCAAGUUUAACAAGCGGCCGCCAUCUGCGCCCAAGACGCCAAAGGCCUCCUCGACCGAAUCUACAGAUGCCGUUGAGACGGCGUCCGAGACAGAAGGUGCAAAGGAACGGGAUAACAGGAGGCGGAAUGAUGGGCCGGAUGCUGAGGCAGAAGUGAAUGGAGUCGACAGCGCUACGGAUUCCAAAUCUAUGACUCCUCCUCCAGUCUCUCGUCAAUCGCUUUCAUUUUCGUCACCGACACCCAACGAGGAGAGUUCCCAUGAGUCAACUGGGAUGGAAGUGCCGUUGACGAGGUCCAAAUUUAGCAUGCGCAAGAGCUUUACCUCGCCCGCAAAAAGCAGCGGGGGCCCCUCACAAUCACCUCACCUGCACACCGGCAACUCAACGAUACCUAGUUAUCCCGCACUGGAUUCCAGCGCUGGCCGCAGUUUUGUUUCAAAGACGCCAACCUCUGCUGCUACCGCUGCAAUGCCGACAGAAAGUCGCAUGGUCGCUACGCGCGCCCGCGAGGUCGUCAACAUUGCAGUCAAAGAGGCCCUCGUGCACCAAGACUACUUGUCUGCGUGGACCAUACGCCAUCUUUUUGACGAAAAUGCCGGGAACCCGCGGGUGAUGGACAUGUUUGAUCAGGUUUUCAGACAGACGGCGGCCGAAGAUGUGCUGAUUGAAUUUGUGCACAUGAUCGGCAAAAAAAAGCGGGAAGGCCACAAAACCAAGCAGUACAGCACGAUGAUGCCCUCCGAGGGACAACCAUCUUCAAACCCGCCAAAGCCGGCUCCAUACAGGGAUUUGGUCAAGCCGGACGUGUUGAGGAUCGUCAAAAAGGCCGCAGAGCGACCUUCGACAGCACAAGACACGGAGCCCCAAGAUGAAUCCGGGCAAGAUGCAGACAGUCACAAGGAUAAAAAGCAGAAGACUGGGGGCCGAGAAAUUAAGCUCAAGACUCCAUCGGGCACAAGGGCCCGGGUGACAGCUAAGGGCUCGCCGCAGAGGAGUGGGAAAAUGGCCAAGACACCAAGCAAGACUCCCAUGUCACACAAGCGAUCACUUUCAAAUGACAGCAUAUCGUCUCUAUCUUCAGCACCUUCGGAUCUUGAUGAAGACAUUGGUGACGUUUUCGAGGCAGCAGAGGAGCAGGUGACAAUUUCAUCUCCAACGGCGCAGGUCAAGCGAAAGGGUCGAAACCAAGGAAGGCAUUCGACGGCGAAGGCAGCAACAGCGAAAGCAGAGCCUGAACUACAGAAAGGGGAAGAAUCACUUGGAACUGACGAGACUGCAACGACUGGAUCCGGCAGUGCCAGUGCUGAUGAUUUUGGCGGUGCGGCUACUCCGGCUCCUGCUGUCGCUCCUACUGUGGCUGGUAGGGCGCGUGCCGAGACUGCCAGGUCCAGCACCAAAACACGGGCGGUGGCGAGUCAACCAAUCACAACGGGCCGACGCAAAUCAAGAAGGACCGGGAAUGCAUCGCCCACCAGUACGCCCACCAGUACGCCCACCCCCCAAGUCUCGGGCCAGAAUCCUCCACCCCUUUCUUCCAAUAGUACCAACAACAACAACGACAACUCCAACGAAGCUGCUUCUGGGCUCACUGACUCCCGUAUGUCUGUCACAAAGCAAACUGCCCCAAAGGACAACUCUUUGUCGUCUGCAACCCGGAAAACCACCAGACAAAGCACGGCCAAUAGCAGCAACAACAGCAGCAACAAUAAUUCUAAUUCCAGCAAGGCGUCGUCACCUGCGCCACCCCCAUCCCAAACCAAGUUUGCCAGCAAAAUUGGUGCCUUGGAUGAGGAUGAUCCCAAGACAAAGCUCCGCAGGGACGCCAAGCUCCGCACCGACGCUUUUAUCACCAUUACCGAAAGCUUUACCCGGGGUCUUGACGACCAGAGGUCCGACGGCCCAGUGCAGGAUCAGGAAGCGGCAUCUGUUGAGCUCCCGGAACCCGAGAUCGAGCGCGAGCCAGAACCUGAGCUGCCGGAACAGGAGCCGCUCAGGGCUGACGUUGACGCCGAAGCGAGCGCCGGCUUGUCUACUCCAACGGGUGCCUUGAAACUGCGUCGGCCGCGGGCGGCGCAUUCGUCGCUCCGCAGCACUAGGUCCGCUCGUAAGCGAACGCACGACGACAUUGAAGACGAGCCCUCGCCAUCAUCGGCCGUCUUCCCGUCAUCUGUAAACCCACCGGCUUCGUCCUCUGCAGUAAACUCACGUGCCAGCACCCCGGUCCCGCGACCUGCGAAGAAGGCAAAGACAGGCCUUCGCGUGAAAACCUCGCCUAUGAAGAAGAAGUUAGGCCCGUCAGCCGGAGUGCCUCGGGUCAGCGGAGAUCGUGGUAGCCCGGUCGCAAAUGGCGCACCCAGCUCCUUGGAUGAAAAUGACGACUUCUGCUCUUCAUGCAAUGGCCAAGGUGAGCUGCUCUGCUGCGAGACGUGUCGACGGGCGUUCCAUUUCAAAUGUGUAGAUCCACCGCUACAGCGUUUGAAUUUGCCCGAUGAGUGGUUCUGCAACGUCUGCAUUGCCAGGCAUAAACCUGCCACGGUUGUCCAUCAGACCGGAGCGUUCCGCUUCCUCAUGACAGAGCUCAAUGCCAAAAACUCAAGUGCUUUCCGGCUUCCCACGGACGUCAGGACCUACUUCGUCGGUGUAGAUGAGGGUCCUGACGGCGAGUACGAGGAGGCCACGCCGCCUGCCCCUAAGGCAGCCAAGAAGAAGACUGGCUACGAGGAACCACCAGACUUCUAUCGUGUCAGGGACCAGGAUGGAAAAGCAGUCGUCUGCCAUGCCUGCGACAAGCCAUCCGACAACAAACGGACAAUAAUCCCAUGCAGCAUCUGCACUCUCAACUGGCAUCUCGACUGUCUGGACCCACCAAUGCCCUACCCACCCGUGCUGCGUACUUGGAGAUGCCCCGCGCACAUUGAUGACCUGCUUAUGAGGCUCCCGGGCACUUUGGCACCAGCUCACAAGCGCCGUCGCAUCAAGGGUGCGUCCGCUUUUAGGCCUGCCUACAGUCGAGGUCUGCGGAACAACGGAUAUAUCGAGGUUGACGACGGAGAAUACGAUGAUGUACCACCCCGUCCGGAUCUCAUCGGUGCCGACAGUCGGCUGCCCGCCCAGGGCGUCGUUCAAGAUUUUGUUGAUACUGUCAGGCGCAACGCUAGAAUUGAACAGCAAAACAACUCCCACUAUACCAGCGCCUCCAAGGACCUGCAAGGCACACGCGGAGCUUUGGAGAUUCUUGCAGACGCCUGCCCACAGCCUGCUGUCGACGAAGCGUCUGCUGACAAGACUGGUCUGUUAAUCGCGGCGCUCGUCUCCGGCGCAGACAAUGAGUUACUGCACAAUGUCUCUCGUGAUAGCAUUGUGUCCAUAGCCAGCGGAACUGGCUUGGCAACCAAGGACAAGAGCGGCUUAAAGGCCAUGCUGGCCGAGUUGGAGAAGCUGACAGGCAACAUCAGGCAUGUGUUGGCCGCACGAGCAUCCACCCCGGCGUCGCCAGUAGCAGCAAAUGAUGAGCCGCCCUCGUCCAUGACAACGGGAGAGAGCCCACCAGCCACCGUGCCUCAGCUCACGGAAGGGACGGAGAAGUCAACCCCUGAGGCCGAGGAGGACAACAUCGUAGUCACGCCCAUAACGGAACUGGAAGAAACCAACAGCCCCAUCAAGCAGUCAAUCGGAUGCGACGAUGUUGUCAUGACUGACGAGCCGAUGGUAGCAGCAUCUGAUGACAGCGAGCUCAUCACUCCCGUCAAGUCCGUACCAGCUCUUGCCGCUACUCCACGAUCUGGGUCUCCUAGCAAGAAGUAGGAGGCUCGUGUAGAGGCACCAAUGCAACUAUAGAAAACGGGCUUGGUGAUCUGGACUUUACCCCAUCUUUUCUCAUAGUGAGAACUCAUUGAUCCUUUUCAUUUCGUCAAUUCACCCUUAGAGCGGUGGCGACCAAUUGUUCGAGGCGCCAUGGCCUGGAGACGAGGCUCCUUCAUGUCAAAUUCUCUUAGAAGAGGAAAAAGCCUAACAGAGGGGGCACUUGGCGACUACCUAGGUAUCUAUCUACCCUGUCUGCGGCUUUGUUCCUGAUGCGGCUCUAUUUUCUCAAAAAGAAAAAAAAAGAAAGAGAGAAAAAAUUGAAAUAUCUUUAUCAUGCACGAGGCCACCCUAUAUCUUGCAGAUAAAAGGCAUGGUCCAUGGGUUUUACUAAGGCUUGUUGUUUCCCUUUGUUCUGCAUUGCAUAGCUUUGUACACCAUAGCGAAUCUUCUUUCUAUCGACUUUGGCUCUGAUCUUCUGAUUCUCAUCCUCAAACGAAUGGUAUAUUAGCCGCCCCCCAGUAUCUCUUUACAUACUUUUUGUCUUUUACUCGUUUCUUUUAUUUUAUAUUUCUUCCCCUCGGUCGUUGUCUUGAGAUUACUCCUCCAAAACCAACAAAGAGGCGUGACAAGGGAGAUCAAGUAAGCUUGAGAACCGUAGAGGGGUUUCUUUUCUUUUCUUCUUAUCUUCUUUUUCUUUUUACUUCUUGUUCUUCUUCUUUCCCCGACCGAAACUUACGUAUCUACCUAGGGUGUUUUCCUUCCAUGUGAGGAACUGAAGUCGGGGGUGUAACAGGCAGGAUUUCUGAGAGACAGCCGACACUGCUACUCUAUGCUAAGAGGGAAAAUGGAAGUGGAUCACGAAUAAAAAUUCCCAAUUCGAACCCCGAGUAAUCGACAUGCGGGUACUCUAAUGCGCGUCAGUCCUUGGUUCUAGAUAGGUGGUUGGUGAUCAGUGACAUCAGUUCAGCGAGUAUUUUACCCAUACUUGACUCUAAAAUUUGCUUUAACAGAGGCUUCACACACACACACACAUCAGCUUCCUGUUCUGGGCGCUGACGCCUAAGGAGGAUGGACACCAUCGUUGAC
Pyricularia oryzae 70-15 is the source of this 5507-nucleotide messenger RNA. RefSeq lists its product as uncharacterized. The transcript has 5 exons. The record is from RefSeq and is a predicted model, not a curated record. Gene Ontology annotation, biological process: regulation of transcription by RNA polymerase II. NCBI's taxonomy places the organism in Eukaryota, Fungi, Ascomycota, Sordariomycetes, Magnaporthales, Pyriculariaceae. Gene Ontology annotation, cellular component: Rpd3S complex. The coding region runs from base 231 to 4421 and encodes 1396 amino acids.